Molecule: messenger RNA, 504 nt
Organism: Laetiporus sulphureus 93-53
Lineage: Eukaryota; Fungi; Basidiomycota; Agaricomycetes; Polyporales; Laetiporaceae
Exons: 3
Coding region: 1-504 (167 amino acids)
Molecular function (GO): peptidyl-prolyl cis-trans isomerase activity
Source: RefSeq, a predicted model, not a curated record
AUGACGCCUCCUAGCGAGAAUAUGGAAUUGGAACAAUCAGUCAUCGUGUCUCCUUGGAUGUCUUCGUUCACCAUCGUCGGUCCUCAUCGUCCAAAUUCUGAGGUCAUCGAGAGUAUGGACCCGGAACAAUCGGUCAUCGCUUCUCCUUUGCCGUCCUCGUUCACCGUUGCAGGUCCUCGUCGUCCAUAUCCUGACGUCAUUACGACUCCUCUACAAGCUCACCACGACCAUGUCGGCCCAUCGGCCCUCGAGCAUCUGGCCUUCAAGGAUUACACGAUCAGUGGUGGCCCAUCUACUGUGACUAUGGGAGAUAGUAUCCAACUCUGGUAUCAGCUGCAAUUGUCAGACGGGGUUGUUGUCGACUCCUGUAUGCAGGGCACAUCAUUCAAGCUUGUGUUAGAUGAUGACCGGCUGCUUCCCGCAAUUGACCAGGGAAUUGUGGGUAUGAAGGUGAACGGAGAGUGUUUAGUCAAGAUUCCACCUGCAUUAGGAUACGGCAACUGA